AUGCCUCUUCCAGCAGAUCCUGCAGUUGCGGGUGUUGGCAAAAAGCUUGCUGAGACGCUACGGUCACUUUUUGGACCUCGUCCAGGCAUUCGCCCUGGUCAUGCUAAAGGGAUUCUCCUCAAUGGUAUCUUUAUACCCACGCCAGAGGCGAAAACGCUUUCAAAGGCACAGCAUUUCAAUGAAGCCUCUACCCCUGUAAUCGCCCGCUUCUCCUUGUCGACAGGAAAUCCUGAUAUCCCAGACUCAGACCCGCGGAGCAAUCCUCGUGGUCUCGCUAUUCGCUUUCAACUAGCCGAGACGCCGUGGCGUCUCCAUACCGACAUUGUUGAUGGUACUCCCGGUAGUAACGGCGAAGAGACACUUGAGUUCUUCACGGCCUUGAAGAAUGGUACCAUCACCGAAUACAUCAAGGACCAUCCCAAGGCAGCCCAUUUUAUACAGCUACCGAGGCCAUUUCCAGCUAGUUUCGCACACCAGCGGCCUUUCGCUGUCAAUACUUUCAAGUUCAUUGCCGCAUCUGGGGAAGAAACAUUCGUUCGAUACCGCAUCGAGCCUGUAUUGGGCGUUCAAGAUUUGAGCGCUGAGGAGGCAGCUGCCAAGGGCCCAAGUUACCUCUAUGAUGGGAUUAUAGAAAUGCUGGCCAAGGGGCCUGUUCAGUUUAAGCUGAUGGUCCAGAUAGCGGAGCAAGGAGACAUAACAAGUGAUCCAUUGGUCAAGUGGCCAGAGACAAGGACAGUGAUAGAGCUUGGAACGAUCACUCUGGUAGAAAUAUUGGAUGACAAUGUGGCAAAGCAGAAAUAUGUCAUUUUCGAUCCUAUUCCAAGGGUAGACGGUGUUGAGGCAUCCGAUGACCAACUACUUCAGUAUAGAGCGGCAGCAUAUCUAAUUAGCGGAUUAGAACACAGAAAUGCAUAG
Messenger RNA from Trichoderma virens Gv29-8, 915 nucleotides. RefSeq lists its product as uncharacterized. Gene Ontology annotation, biological process: hydrogen peroxide catabolic process; response to hydrogen peroxide. Bases 1 to 915 code for a protein of 304 amino acids. The transcript has 3 exons. Gene Ontology annotation, cellular component: mitochondrion; cytoplasm; peroxisome. Lineage: Eukaryota; Fungi; Ascomycota; Sordariomycetes; Hypocreales; Hypocreaceae. The record is from RefSeq and is a predicted model, not a curated record. Gene Ontology annotation, molecular function: heme binding; catalase activity.